Cataglyphis hispanica is the source of this 5349-nucleotide messenger RNA. It is a transcript of the gene tio, whose product is annotated as protein tiptop. Gene Ontology annotation, biological process: regulation of transcription by RNA polymerase II. Gene Ontology annotation, molecular function: DNA binding; DNA-binding transcription factor activity, RNA polymerase II-specific. The coding region runs from base 1262 to 5230 and encodes 1322 amino acids. NCBI's taxonomy places the organism in Eukaryota, Metazoa, Arthropoda, Insecta, Hymenoptera, Formicidae. The record is from RefSeq and is a predicted model, not a curated record. The transcript has 3 exons. Gene Ontology annotation, cellular component: nucleus.
UCGGUGGAGGAGGUUGAUGGGCGAGAGGAGGAGGGAAAGAGGACUAGUACUACUCCUGGGGUCCCCCCACCACACGACCUGCCGCCGCGACGCCAGUCCGUAGUCAGUCAGCGCUGGACCGCCGCCCGCUCGAUUUCGCGAUCCAUGAACGACGGUAGCCAUUACCACCAUCUCCUCUCCGUUUCUUUUCCGUCUAUCUCCAAUCUUUCUGUCUCUCCCCUCUCCUCCUCCUCCUCUCUCUCUCUCUCUUUAUCUUUCUUUCCAACGCGUUUCUUUCUUUCCUUCUUCCUCAUCUGUCUAUUUUUUGCUAUCACAUUUUCAUUUGCUUAUCUCGUUCUCUCUUGCUUGUUUUAUCGUUAUCUACUUGGUCAAUUCUUGCUAUGUUUCUCUUUCUUCGUUUUUCAUUGAAGAUCUUUUGAUAUUCACAUAUGUCGCGAGACAUCGUGCGCGCGUCGCGAAUCACACGUCGCGGAGAGAAGUUUAUCGCGCGAUAUUAUCGGGAUCCGCCGAUCCAUCCACGAGAUAGUUGGCGCGAUCCCGAUAGCCGUCAUCGAAGGCGAGCAUCGCGUAUCGGUGUGAACGGCGGCCGAUCGGAAAAGUGACGAGAGUGAGACUAAUGAUUACUUGCAGGGAAAAGUGGUGAACCGGGGGUUGGUGCACGAUACGGAUAAUCUAGAUGAUUUCGGUGUAAGUCGGUCCAGUAUCACCGAGAUCGCGAAUCGUCUAUUCGAAUUCAGUGUAAUAUAACCGGCAAACGAUGUAGACAGUAAUACGAAAGUAUUGAUAUUGACCUGUCAAUAAGUCGACGCGAAUUAGUUUCGAUUAUUUUGAAAUUAUACAGAUGGAUAAAUGAGAUAGAUCCUCUACAACUUUGCGUUGUCAGUCGUACUGUCAGAGAUUCGACGAAUGUGUCAUUAUUUCACUUUGCCAUCGCAAGUUUAUAAAUGCAUAAAUGCCGUGAACUCCAAAUAAAAUGACGACGAUCGCGACAAUUGCGUCACUGAUAACAAGCGGAUCGUUGGCGAGCACGAUGAGGAGGUAGUGGUUGUCGGGACACGUGCCGAUUGGAAUAACCGCGAGUGUUGCAAAGGGAGAGGAGAGGUAGACUAUCCCAGACAAGUUGUCCGGGGGGGGGGAAGAUAUUUCAAGGAUACCGUUCGGUGUUUUCGACCGUUUGACUUUUUGGGGAUCAAGUAAUUGCAAGUCAAGGCGAAAAGAACUGGAGGCCGCACGGAUAAUCAAACAUUUUCGAAGGACGCAGAUGCCCCGAAGGAAACAGCACGCACCGCAACGCAUGAAAUGGGAGGACGGCGUCGAAGGCUCUGCGCCCGGUACGGACCUCCAAGGCGAGGAGGGCGAUUGCGUCGACGAGGAUGGUCCUAUUAGUCCCAGCGAAAGAGGCUGUGCGCCCGUUGCGAAAGAGGAUGAAGAUGCCGAUGGAACGGAUGAAGAGGACGACGAGGAGGCAUCGCCGCCUACGCCACCGCCUUCCGCCACCUCGAGAUUAAAUCCAACUAUCUUGAGAGACACAGGACCUCCGGACAGGGAGCCAAUGAGUCCGCGCUGUCCCUCGAGAGAUUCUCGGGAAUCGUCCGGUCCAGCGACCGGAAGUCCCCCACCACCUGCUACCAGGAACAGCGCGAGCCCAGUCAGUCCAAGUAGUAUCGUGCCUCUACCCCUUGGAACUCAUCCCCUGCUACCACCCCAUUCUGCAGCAGUCAUGGCGGCGUAUCUGCAACAGACUCAUCAGCGCCUCCUUCUCGGUCACUCGCCUUUAUCGCGCGGUUCGGUGUCGCCUCUGGUUUCCUCGUCGUGUUCGCCACCAGCUGCUACCCCCGGUCUCCUGGUAUCGCCUACCAGCGUUGGGGAGAUCUCGCCGUCAGCGACACCCUUGCCAGCUGUGUUGGAUUUUAGCACGAGGAAAGCGUCCCCGACCGAGGAGGAUGAGGAAGAACAGAUAUUAAAUCUCAGCAAACCGCCUACGCCGUCUUCCUCGACAGAGACGAACAAUGGUCCAUUGGAUCUUUCAGUAUCCAGCAGAAAACGAGUCGACACGGAAAAUUCGUCGCCUCCGCUACCGCGCAAGUCAUCGAGAUUGGCCUCAUCGACGAGUUCCACGAGCCAUCAAGAAACGGCGCCGGGAGCCGCAUCAUCCGGCUUUGGUCGACCACCGAUAGUAUCUCCCUGGACAUCUCCGGUGGUUGCCUCACAUUUCCCAUACUUCGCUGCAGCGGUAGCAGCAGUUACUAGUCAGCAGCAGCUUUCGCCGAAAAGCACAAGCGGUGUAGUGGAUCAUCAUCAGCUUUGGAACGGGAAGAUGAAGCCACCAACAGCGCUGGAAAAAUCGUAUCAACCUAGCGAAGCUACGAAGGCUCUCGAGAAAAUGAGCGAGUUGAGUAAACUUGGCGGCGAGGAUCUCUUCAGAUCAUCUUCCGGAGGUGGUGCCGCUGUAACGGGUGCCAGCGCGCCGGCCACAACGUCCAGCAGUCGUCACAGCGCCUGGCAGUCUCAUUGGUUGAACAAAGGAGCCGAUCAAGCCAAGGACGUUCUAAAAUGCGUGUGGUGCAAACAGAGUUUUCCAACUCUGGCAGCGAUGACGACGCACAUGAAGGAAGCAAAACACUGCGGCGUUAAUAUGCCUGUACCACCUCCGGCGCCAGGAAUUCACUCGCAGCAGACGAGCAUGCCAACCAUACCGCCGCCUCAGCAACCACAUCAACCGCAAACUUCUAGCAGUAACACUGGUAGCAACAACUCGGCUACGCCUAGCAGCAAGCAAAGUCCCUCCGAUUUGAAUCUUUUAAUCAAGGAAACAAUGCCUUUGCCGCGGAAGCUCGUGCGAGGCCAGGAUGUCUGGUUAGGCAAAGGUGCCGAGCAAACGCGGCAGAUUCUCAAAUGCAUGUGGUGCGGGCAGAGCUUCCGUUCGUUGGCCGAAAUGACUUCGCAUAUGCAACAAACGCAACAUUACACGAACAUUAUUUCUCAGGAGCAAAUAAUAUCCUGGAAAUCGUCCGACGAGAGCAAAAGCGCCAACACUACUGGCAGCGCUGGGGCUGGCGGGAAUGCCGGUGCAGGAAGCAAUGCAGGAGUACAACCGGGUGGUGGAUCCGGGCCUCACAGCGGAAACAACGGCGGUCCCGGUGCUGGCGCGACGAGCAGCCAUGUUAGCGCCGUACUAACUUGCAAAGUUUGCGAUCAAGCAUUCAGUUCUCUGAAGGAAUUGAGUAAUCACAUGGUGAAGAAUUCGCAUUAUAAGGAACACAUAAUGCGCUCGAUUACCGAGAGCGGGGGACGUCGGCGGCAAACGCGAGAGAAGCGAAAAAAGUCACUGCCCGUGAGGAAACUGCUCGAACUCGAACGCGCGCAGAAUGAAUUUAAGAAUGGCGAUGCUGCCGCCAAUCUGACACAUAGUCUCGGUAAGCAAGCCAGUAGAAUUACGUGCGAGAAAUGCGGAGAGAAGAUCGAAACUCCGCUCUUUGUAGAGCAUAUACGUCAAUGCAUCGGCGCAGGCACGGUGGGCGUCAAUCAACGAAACUUCUUGAAGAACGCGCUCAUGUCUAAUCAUUUACCUGCAACGCUACCGCCAUCCGAGAGCGGACGUAAGAGCGUCAAUGAGGAAACAUCUUCGAUAUCAUCGAGGCAUCAUCGAUCUCCAUCUUCUGCCAGCGACGCGACAACGCCUGGGAAAGAUACGCCUACACCGAACGCCAAUGAAAGCACCGCUCCGAUAGGUACCUCGCCAUCAGUUUUGAACGCGAUAGAGAAGCUCAUCGAAAAGAGUUUCGAUUCUCGCGUGAGACACGGCACACCCGGUAUGCAUCACGCCCAAUCCGGCGCACCUAUGGGUACAAGUAUACUCAAGCGUUUGGGCAUCGACGAGAGCGUGGAUUACACGAAACCUCUGGUGGAUCCGCAAACGAUGAAUUUACUCCGAAGUUAUCAGCAGCAGCAGCAGCAUCAGCAACAUUACGCGAAUGCAGCCAGAAGGGAGCGAAGCGGUAGCGAGUCUAGUUCAAUAUCAGAGCGAGGAAGCGGCAGAACGGAUACCAUGACACCAGAAAGACGCAUGGAUCUAUCUACCACGAGUCAUGAAAGACACUCGAGUUCUCUGUCUCAUCAUCAUCGAGUCACUCCAGAGAAACAGACAGCGCCAUUACCUAGUCGCCAUCAUCAAAUUACAGAAGAAUCCGGAGAUGAAGAAUCGUCUACCGUGGUGGUAAAGAAAGAGCCGAGGGACGAAGAGACAGAAGAACGAGGCGCGAACGAGGAAGAGCAACAGCAAUCACAAUCGACGAGGGAAGUAUUUGUGAAGAAGGAGAUAGUAGACGACUGCCGGGACGAAGAAGAUCAGAGUUCCUACAAUCACCGACGAAGCAGCCUCCAUGAAACGCCGGAGGACGGACGAGAGGUUCUGUCACCUCGCAUGAAUCCACCUACGCCACGGCCGACCAACCAGGUGGAACAGAUUGCGCGUAGUCCCUGUAGAAACAGCACGAGUAGCCCUACCAGCAGCGAUCGAUCGGUCACGCCACGGGGUACGCCCGACACUAAAGCCUCGAGUAGUCUUGGAGCGCUUUCCUCCAUGUUCGACAGCUUGUCCGGUGGUAACAGCGGAGGCGGUGGAAGCAACGUCGACUCGCAAGGACGCAAAACGAGCAGUCAUCCUCUCGCGGCGUUGCAGAAAUUGUGUGACAAGACGGAGACACGAGGUCCGAGCGCCAGUGGCGCUUCGAGAUCCGGGGGUAGUUCCGGAGGGAGUACCAUCGGACCAGGCAGCGGUAGCACGGUAGGAGUGACCGGUCCGGGUCCCGGACCAACACCGGGCGCCAUUUUGGCAUUCAGCUGGGCCUGCAACGAUGCGGUAGUUACCGCGGAUUCGAUAAUGAAAUGCGCAUUCUGCGACACGCCUUUCAUUUCGAAGGGCGCGUACAGGCAUCACCUCUCCAAGAUGCACUUUGUCAAGGACGGCGUUAUCCCGGAUCCAUUGACCAUCGGCAGGUCGGCCGCAGCGGCCGCCGCCGCCGCCGCCGCGGUCACUCAGAGCACUUCCGGUGGGCCGAGUCGCAACUCCUCGUCGCCGCCGACGUCGCAGCGCAACAAGUCGCCGCCGCUUCCACAAGCGAACGGCAGCCCGUCGCAGUCAGCGGCCUCUCCCCUCGAGGAGAGCCCGCACUCCAAAUUUCUCAAGUAUACGGAGCUGGCAAAGCAAUUGUCCAGUAAGUACGUAUAGUCCGAGCCCCGUAAGUAGCGGUGCCACUUGUACAUAAGUGUAUCUAUAUUGUAACGACUGUAACUAGCGAUGGUUGAAAAUUUUCAUCCCCUUGCCCCCUUCCCCCCCCCCACCCCCGC